Messenger RNA from Sporothrix brasiliensis 5110, 1833 nucleotides. RefSeq lists its product as uncharacterized. The transcript has a single exon. Bases 1 to 1833 code for a protein of 610 amino acids. The record is from RefSeq and is a predicted model, not a curated record. NCBI's taxonomy places the organism in Eukaryota, Fungi, Ascomycota, Sordariomycetes, Ophiostomatales, Ophiostomataceae.
AUGGCGUCCAAUCCUGCUGAGACGCCUGACCAUCGUCGAACGAACCACAGCGCCGACGAGUCCGACAGAACAGAGGCUUUGAAUGAGAACAUCAUCACUAUCCCGGAGUCGCCCACGAGCGGGCGCGAGGUGAAUCGAGUCGCAUUCAAAGAGCCUUCGGACCACGAGGCGACGUACUAUUACGCCGCGUUCCCAAGCCAGCCCCGUCUAUUGGGCCGCACGUCAAGUGCCACUACGCCUUGGUUUUAUAACGAGGACUGGCCUCCCAAAUAUCGCUACUACCACAGUGGUCCGGAGGACGCUCUCAAUUCCGCGACGGCGGCAGGGCCUGUUGGACCCCAUCCGAUUCACGCCUCGUGGGAGACAGGCACACGGGGCAAGGUCAUCAAUGCGCUCUCACCCAUUCCGUGGACAUCGAUUGACGUCUUGCGAAUUGGCCGCACGACCAUCGAGGAAAACAAACGGCCUGUCAUUGUCUGGGUGGGUGUUGCAUCCCAGGCAGCAGAGGCCGGACAUGUUCCCUGGUCUCUUGUCAGCAUAGUCCUAAAACGCGUUCGCCACGUCCUUGACAGCGACGGGCUGCAGGAUGUUGAAUGCGAGUUGCGCGUCUCGGACGUGUCACAUGCCUCAGGCACUCGACUUCGUCAGCGUCAACAUGACAUCGAUAGGAGAAGUCACUCGGCAUGGGAACUUACAGCGACCCAUGCGGUGUCGACGAGCCUUGGCCAGGCCGUUUCGCCAGCGAAUAACCCUAAUUUCGAUGGAACGUUGGGUCUAUAUCUGGCCCCUGACGCCUCUAUGAAUGACGACGCUAUAUGGGCACUGACGUGUUACCACGUCGUGUUGCCUGAUCUUUCGGAAUCCCCCGCAAAUCGCCCUAAUCGAGAGGCAGAGGCUGGCGGGUCACAACUGGGCAAGCAGACAUCGGCAAACACCUGCAGGGUGAAUGUUCUCCUCCCUGUGCCCAGUGUGAUCGAGAGUUGUUUGAAGCCGAUGAGAGACGUCGUUGCAUCCACCGAAAACGAAUUCAAGAACGCGACUGCUCAGCAAGGUCUCCAGGCUGCGUUGCAAAUGCCAACACACAAAACAUUGCUUAGACAAAGAGAGUUGGUGGAACUUCUCGAAGCAUUUGCACAGUCUAAUGAAAACUGCGUCAUUGGCUUUGUUGAGCAUGCUCCACCGAUUCGUAUCACAACGGACCCAAGAUAUACUCGUGAUUGGGCACUGAUUGCCCUGGACCGCAACAGGUUCCCGACACAGUUCACGUUUCCUAACGUGGUUGAUUUGGAGACAGAUCUUCCCGGGCCCCCAGUCAAAACGGCAGUCGAAAAGGUCCUGGGCUGUGCUCCUGAUGCCCUCCCUGCCGAUGGCAUGAUGCGGCUCAGAGGUAUCAUACCGCUUCGAGAACAACGCGGCGCCCACAUCCUGCACCCGUGGACAACUAUGUGCCAAGAUGACAGUCGCCCAAUUGUCUUCAAAAGAGGCCGCAGCACUGGCAUCACCGUUGGCCUCGCGCUCGAUAUACAGUCCACCACGCGGGCCUACUUGCGGGAGGGCAUUAUGGAACAGGAGAGCUACGAGUGGGCGAUAAUCCACGCGAGCGGCAUCGAUAAAAAUCGGGAGCCUGCCAAGAAGAUACAAUCAUUCACGGAAGCAGGCGAUUCUGGUUCGGUGGUGUUCGACAUCACCGGUCGCAUUGGCGGUCUCGUGGUUAGGGGCACGAACCACGCUAUGCGGCAUUUGCAAGGCUAUGAUAUCACAUACGCCACGCCGAUGGAGCAUCUACUGAAGGACAUCGAGACGGAGCUAGGAACGAAAGUACGCAUCCUCUAA